AUGCGAGGUUUUGUGCUGCGGCACAGCGUAAACAGUGACCCGGAAGCUACCAGGCGGCAUGGGUACAUGUGGCACGACGGACACAUCAACCACAUAAAAGAGGUCAGCAUGGCUCCACCACUCGCUGAGAAAGGGAGCGCCAGCGAUGACUCAGGGCCCGUGGUACUUCGGGAGGAACUUGGACGAAAGACCAGGAGCAGCAACAGCCGGGACCUUGCAGCAGCAACAGCACCACCUGAGGACCCUGAGCAGCAACAGGUGGGUGCCGUGCUCGCACAGCGUCACCCAGAAGUGAGGCUUAGGAUACUCGCUAGCUGUGCAGCUGUGGUGCGCAUUCACUUUUGUCCCGAGUUCCCGGCAAUUGCUCGGGCGGAGCAAUUGCCGGCCUUGUUCGCCAGGCUCAACCCGCCUGUUGCUACAAUUCACCACCACCACCACCACCACCACCACCACCACCACCACCACCACCACCACCACCACCACCACCACCACCACCACCCGAGUUCUUCGGUUUCUGAGCGUUCACAGUUCGAGCUUCAAUCACGGAUUGCGCCCACUCUUCAGUUGCUUGGGGUUGUGAUCAUACCACAGUCUCUUACAAACCUUGCAGCUGUGGCCGCACUCACAGUGGAGGAAUUCCCUCUUGAACCGUCCAUCGGCACCCGCCGUGGGAGGAAUGUCUCUGCGUCGACGUCUCUGCUCAACCUCCUACUCUCGAAGUUGGGGUGCCAGGCGCACCCGUUUCUUCCAAAUCUGGAUACCUCGGCCGCUCUUGAGCAUGUCCUGACGACGGCCCCCCGUGGUCGGUCUCCGACCCUGGGCGACGGCUGGCGAAGGCAGCGGUUACUGUCGGCACUGGUCCUCCUGCUGCUGCUCUGCGGGGCAGUACCGGUGGCCAGAUGCGCCGAGGCGACCGCAGGCGAAGCGACGCGGGGCUGUUCCACCGCUGCUGGCGGCGGCGAGACAGAUGACGGCGGCAAGUCCGAGUUCCCGGUCGACGUCUUCAGCCAGCAACAGAGGCAGCGGGGCUGGGUGGUGCUGCACUUCGCGGGCACCGCGUACGCGCUGGCACUGCUCGCCAUCGUCUGCCAGAAGUACUUCGUCCCGUCCCUGGAGGUCAUGGCCGACUACUUCCGAGUUCCCACUGACGUUGCCGGAGCAACCUUCAUGGCCAUGGGCACAUCGGCACCGGAAUUGUUUUCUUCUGUCUUCGGUCUAUUUGUGAGUGAAGGCGACAUCGGAGUGAGCACAGUACUGGGUUCAGCAGUCUUCAACAUCGUUGGAGUCACCGGUGUUAUCGGACUCAUCAUUUGGAAAAAGACAGUGGACAUCAGUUGGUACCCGGUGACCAGAGACUGCAUCAUGUUCGCCAUCACUGUCCUGGCCCUGGUGGUUUUCGUCUGGGAUAACAGCGUCGCUUGGUGGGAAGCUUUGAUCAUGUUGCUCAUGUUCAUCCUGUACAUAGUCUACAUGUCAUUCGACUCGCACAUCUCCAAGUGGUCUCAACGAAAGGUUGACAAACUAAAGAUGUUUCGACGGCUUACUUCAAUCUCUACCGCAACACUGAAGCCUGCGAAUGAAAACACGCCGCUGUUGGCAACGCAGACAAUUGUAUACGUGGAGCAGUGCCGAGAGAAAGAGGACAGCUCGGGAAGCGAUACUCUUCUCGGUAGCUCCUCGGUGUCUGAAAACGAGAACGUCCUUCUGAGCGGUCACGUGCGGAAGCUGGAAACUGGAGAGACGUGCGGUGCUUGGUCGAUGCCAUCCGACGGCUCUCUGCGUCUGCUAGGCUGGCUCCUAGUGUGGCCCGGACUGCUGCUGAUGGGCCUCACAAUCCCGGACUGCCGCCAGCCACACUUCCGCAAGUGGUUCCCCGUCACUUUUGUGGUAGCCAUUGUCUGGGUCGGGCUGCUCUCCUACUUCAGCGUAUGGAUGGUUACGGUGAUCGGAGACACCUUUGCAAUUCCGGAGACCGUUUCAGGAAUCACACUUCUCGCUAUCGGCACGAGUAUGCCGGAGGCGAUAACUAGUGUUAUUGUGGCCAGAAACGGGCUGGGCAACAUGGCCCUGUGCAACCUGCUGGGCAGCAACGUCUUUGACAUCCUCUUCUGCCUGGGCGCACCGUGGUUAGUCAAGGCGGCCUUCUUCUCGCCCGACCAGCACAGAGUGCUGUUCAGCAGCGCCGGCGUCAGCUUCAGCGCCGCUGUGCUUCUGACGCUUGUUCUGCUGCUCUACCUAUUCCUGGCAGGGUUCCGCUGGAAGCUCGACCUUCGCAUCGGAAUCGCGUGUUCGCUGCUGUACGCCGCGUACAUCGUGUUCGCCUGCAUGUACGAGAUGAAUGUGUUUGGCGUCGUCAACACCUUCGUAUGCAUGUAGAGGCUACGCGUACCCGUCGAAAUGUGUAUAUCAUAUAGCGUGUACCCUAAUGGGCUGUUUACGCUGACGCCUUUGAAAAGAGCGGUCUAUGACUGCCAGGCCACAGCCUGGAGUGCAUUAUUACCAUGUACUACUAUUUGACGCGCGGACCAGGUGGCUCAGCAAAGGACGGCAGCGAAGCAGGGGGAUGGUGGAUGAAGGCAGCGAUCUGCAGAGAAUAUAAGAUGAAAGGCUGACGUGGUAAGCAGUGUUUCAGUUUAAGUAUUCUGCUAUCCGCAAUGAAACCGUUAUCAAGUUUAUCGAGCGUGGUGCAGAGCGCCUUUCUUUGCCCACUGUAAUGAGAACAUCGCGAUCGCGAAUGUGUUUGUUAUUGUGUUCGGACUGCGCAGUGGGACGUUUGCGGGUGCAAAGGCGCGGGGGCAAGGACAAUGUUUCGGGCUCAGUGCACUAUACGCGAAAUUCUUGCAUUCCAUGUCAGCACUUCUGCGAGAAACCGACGCGAAGCAUUCAACACUCCUUCCCCCAAAUUGAAGUCACGUGGAUUGUUAUAAUGCAAUAUAGGACCCUAAUGUAUAAGAGUUACAGUAUAGUGUAUUUUAACUUCAUGGUCAUCAUCACGAACAUAGUGGAUGGUGCAUAGCCCGUAUGCUUUCACGUAUGUCGUUUAGAUUGUUUAUUUUAGAUUGAGAACGUACAUAUUUAAAGCAUUAUAUUCUUGCUAAUUUCGUGGUAUUAUAUGAUUUGCUAGAAGAAAUAAUUAAAGCCAAAGUUCCUGUU
This is a messenger RNA of Dermacentor albipictus, 3153 nucleotides long. RefSeq names its product sodium/potassium/calcium exchanger 5-like. Gene Ontology annotation, biological process: intracellular calcium ion homeostasis; calcium ion transmembrane transport. NCBI's taxonomy places the organism in Eukaryota, Metazoa, Arthropoda, Arachnida, Ixodida, Ixodidae. Gene Ontology annotation, cellular component: plasma membrane. Gene Ontology annotation, molecular function: calcium, potassium:sodium antiporter activity; calcium channel activity. The record is from RefSeq and is a predicted model, not a curated record.